Rhodotorula toruloides NP11 is the source of this 924-nucleotide messenger RNA. RefSeq lists its product as uncharacterized. The transcript is spliced from 4 exons. The record is from RefSeq and is a predicted model, not a curated record. NCBI's taxonomy places the organism in Eukaryota, Fungi, Basidiomycota, Microbotryomycetes, Sporidiobolales, Sporidiobolaceae. The coding region runs from base 1 to 924 and encodes 307 amino acids.
AUGCUGCUCCGCAUCCGUCGUGACCCUCAUACGCUGUACCUCGCCUCCCUCUCGCACCACAAGUCUCCCCAGCCGACCCGCUCGUUCUUCUCCCGCAUGCCCCUCUACCGGCCAGUCCUCUAUCAGCUCAAAGGGCAGACACUCCCUCACACGGUCGAUCUCGCCCCGGCGCAGGCAUCGCGCCUGCACGCGGCUCUGAACUCGCCCGAUCCCACGCCCGCAGCCAUCGAAAUCCUCACCUCGGCCGGCCUCCUGCCCUCAGACCCCCUCCCGUUCGACCCCCAGCAGAUCCUCCGCGUGGAGAAGGCCGCCGACGUCGAUUUCUGUAUCGUCACCAAGCCGACCGAUACCGAAAUCGCCCCUCGCUCGCUCCUGAGCAGGCUGGUGGACCGGCUUGACAAGGCGCUCGACGAGCGCGACCACGAGCGCGAAGUCAUGACUAUCAACCAGCUCAAGCGGGACAAGGGAGCUAUGUUGCGGACGACUGUGCUCAACCUCGCCGCCGAACGGAACAUUAUCCUCAAAUGCAGGGCGCCGGCCGACUACGAGUCAGAGCUCGAUUACCUCGUCGCGGAGACGUCUCUUACAAACGUCCUGCUCAACCCGAUCCGGCUCAGGCCGAUUUGGCAGGGUUUCCACCAGUCGCGCCUGAACGUCGUCCGCCCGGAACUGAGCGAGGAGCGCUUCGGCAAGUGGGAGGCCUUCUCGCGGGAGGACAACAUCGCCGGAAUCCUCAAAGCAGCAAAGAUCGUCUCCGCACCCAUCCUUCACCUCGUCAAGCAAGACUUGGCCGACAUCUGCCCGUCCGCCAUCCAGAUCAAGGACUUUGAUCACACUGCCAGCAACGCCUACACUCACUACCUCGCCUCGCUCACCCCCAAGCACUAUCGCAGUCGCCGCCACCCGACCAAAAAGGCGCCAUAA